AUGCCGGGUCCUUCCCCGCCCGCGUUGUCAACGUGGCGCAGUCGCAUCAAGGGCUGGAUCCCCCCCAGUGACCUGCCUGGAUCGGUCCAGCCCACGCCUUGUAACUUCAACCGCUACGCGCUUCUUUUUUUUUACGUCAUCAGUGGGUGUGUAACAGGCGUCGUAUUCUUUGGGUGGCCUGCGAUGGCGUCUCUGAUCUUCCACAACGCGGGGUUCUCGACCCUCUGCACGCGAGACCCCGACACAGGUGAUUUUUCCCCCGAUUUCCGAAAGGAAGGAAAAAUGUUCAUCUGCGACGCGCAAGACGCGGCAAUCCAGAAACUGUACCCGGUGGCAGGCGUCCUCUGCUGCAUCAUGAGUGCCUGUGGCGGGGCGCUCCUCGACUUCAUCGGCCCCAAGUUGACCAUGUGCCUCGGACAAACGCUCUCCCUCAUCGGUUGGCUGUUCCUGGCCUUCUCAGGAGCGGCUCCAGGCUCGUACUACGCCGGCAUCGCCCUCAUCGGCCUCGGCGCCGACGUCGGGUUUCUCCCCACAAUGUGCGUCACGCGACUUUUCCCCGGCUCCGCGGGCUUGGUCAUCACCCUUCUCAGCUCUGCCUCGUCGGCGAGCUCCGCGGUUCCGGUGGUCCUCGCAAAGAUCGUCGAGCAGCAUGGGGUGACUCUCAAGACUGUCUCGCUCUGGUACAUCUGCUGCGGCCCCGUGGUGUCCAUCAUCAUUGCGGUCUUCCUCAUGCCGAGACGGAACUACCUGGUCGGGGAGGACGGCGCGCACAGCGAGAGCAACAAAUUCGAAAAAGGCCCCGCGAAGAUGUGCGAAACCGGCGACGGAAGAAGUGUAGGUGCCGUGGACGGCUGGGACGCAGCGUCCGCAGGCGAGGUGUCGAGCCCGAGACGGAAACCCGCCAAAGCGGAGGCAGGAAGGCAACUGCGGUUUCUGUCGACGCACAACUCGCUCGCCUCGGACCAAGACACAACGGGAAACUCGGGGGUCGAGGAAGACAGAGGCAGGUCGACUCGAGUCGAGGAAAGUUGCACUGCGGCGCCUUUUCCAGAGCCGAGUUUGGGUACGGCCGCGCAGUUCGCUGGCCAGGCCGAGGGCUCGAGACUGGAAAAGACCGAGGAGUGCAGAAACCGGGGACAGGAGACUGCCGGCCGUGUACAGAACACCCUGUUCGCAGGAGAGAGGAGCCCGACAAGCGGAGAAAUCGGGCUUGUGGCCGACGCAGAGUCAUGCGAGAAGGGUGAGGACGGAGGAAACGACGUCGUCGUGUCGUUCCCCGGGGAACCUGCCCAAGGAAACGGCCCCCAGCAGGCCAUCGCGACGCAGGGAGAAAUUCACGAGUGUCCCAAGGCCGAGAGUAAAUACAGAUGCCCAGCGCGGGCUUCGUUUUUUGGACAGCUGUUCUCAGAACGCUACCUCAUCGUCGCGGUGUAUUUCAUCGGUGUGGCCGGGGCUGCCACCUUCUACCAACAGGCCCCCCGGCGCAUGUUCACUGACCCGGUCGUCGACUUCAUGGAGAUCCUGCAGCCUCUGGGUUUUCUGCCGUGCAUCAUUUUGGGCAAGUGUGCAGACGUGUUUGGCAUUUUGAAGAUUCUAACCGUCGUUAACACUUUUGGGGUACUCAUGUAUGCCACCUCCAUGGUUCGGGGCUUCGACAACGCCUUGGGGUACACCUCGGUGGUGUUGUACACCUUGUACAUGUCGGUGUUCACGAGUCAAAUCUUUGUGUACAUCGAGGCCACCUUCUCCCCCCAGUACUUUGGCAAGUUGAUCGGGCUGACAGCUAUGUGUGGAGGCCUCUUUUCCGUGGUCUCCAGUUCGCUCUACGAACACGUCGUGAUUGGCGUCGGCAAGGGCGACCCUCGUAUCAUGCAAAUCGCCAUGACCGUUUUCCUGGGGUUUCAGUACCUUUGGAUCGCCCGGCUGUUCUGGCUGAAGAAAAGAGACCCGAACCCAUACCGCAGCGGGCCAGCGCGCCUAGCGUCGUCAGACACUCCCAGUGCACGGGCGCUGCCCAUUUGCCAGGCUCCGUUCGAGCCGGUUUGCCAGGCCUAG
Neospora caninum is the source of this 2055-nucleotide messenger RNA. RefSeq names its product putative amino acid transporter. The transcript has a single exon. The coding region runs from base 1 to 2055 and encodes 684 amino acids. NCBI's taxonomy places the organism in Eukaryota, Apicomplexa, Conoidasida, Eucoccidiorida, Sarcocystidae. The record is from RefSeq and is a predicted model, not a curated record.